Anas platyrhynchos (mallard) is the source of this 2315-nucleotide messenger RNA. Its product is annotated as brain-specific homeobox/POU domain protein 3. NCBI's taxonomy places the organism in Eukaryota, Metazoa, Chordata, Aves, Anseriformes, Anatidae. The record is from RefSeq and is a predicted model, not a curated record. Gene Ontology annotation, molecular function: RNA polymerase II cis-regulatory region sequence-specific DNA binding; DNA-binding transcription factor activity, RNA polymerase II-specific. Gene Ontology annotation, biological process: regulation of transcription by RNA polymerase II.
GAUGCCGGGCGGUGGAGGCAGAGACAAUACCGCGCCCCCGGAGCCGGGCUGCCCGGAGCGCCCCCCUCCCCUCUCCUUGCCCCUCUCCUCUCCCACCAUGAUGUCCAUGAACAGCAAGCAGGCGUUCAGCAUGCACCCCAUCCUGCACGAGCCCAAGUACCCCCACCUGCACACCAGCUCCGAGGCUAUCCGCAGAGCCUGCCUGCCCGCCCCCCAGAUCCAGGGCAACAUCUUCGCGGGCUUUGACGAGACCUUGCUGCGGGGUGCCGAGGCUCUGGCCGCUGUGGAUAUAGUGUCGCAGAAAACCCACCCGUUCAAGCCGGAUGCCACCUACCACACCAUGAGCAGCGUGUCCUGCACUCCUACCUCGUCCUCCGUGCACCUGCACCACCCGUCCGUGCUGACCACGCACCAUCCCCACCACCACCACCACCAGCCCUCCCAGGGCCUGGAGGGCGAGCUCCUGGACCACCUCAACUCUACCCUCCCGCUCGGAGGGGUGCCGGGGCCGGACGUGGGCUCCACACCUUCGCACCCUCACUCCCACAUGUCGGCCAUCAACCACAUGGCCCACCACUCCCAACCUAUGAACAUGUCCCACCCUCACGGCCUCGCUUCCCACGCUGUCAUCUCUGGCCCCGAGACGGAGACGGACCCGCGGGAGCUGGAGUCCUUCGCCGAGCGCUUCAAGCAGCGGAGGAUCAAGCUGGGGGUGACUCAGGCGGACGUGGGCUCCGCGUUGGCCAACCUGAAGAUCCCGGGGGUGGGCUGCCUUAGCCAAAGCACCAUCUGCAGGUUCGAGUCCCUCACCUUGUCCCACAACAACAUGGUGGCCCUCAAACCCAUCCUAGAAGCGUGGCUGGAGGAGGCCGAGAGGGCUCAGAGGGAGAAAAUGACCAAACCGGAGAUCUACACAGGGGGGGACAAGAAACGCAAGCGCACCUCCAUCGCCGCCCCCGAGAAGCGGUCGCUGGAGGCUUACUUCGCCGUGCAGCCGCGGCCAUCCUCAGAGAAAAUCGCUGCCAUCGCCGAGAAGUUAGACUUGAAGAAGAACGUGGUGCGGGUCUGGUUUUGCAAUCAGAGACAGAAGCAGAAAAGGAUGAAAUUUUCUGCCACUUACUGAAGAAGGGGCUGGGAAGGCGGUGGGGGGAGUGCCUGUUCCCCUCCAGCCCCUCUGAAGUGGGCAGGGUUUGGGAUGAUUUUUUUUUUGUUGUUGUUUAAAAAAAAAAUUUGAAGAAAAAAAAAAAGGAAAAGUAAACCUAAAAAGGGAAACCCGCCCAAAGCGAUGCGAACAGUUUGGUGCCUGCUCCUCACCCCCCAGGCAAACUGGCCCCGCUGUUAUGACUGGUAUAGACUGCUUUUUCUAGACAAAAAUGGAGAAAAAGGAGAAGACGAAACGGAAGGCCUGGGGGGGAGUUUUGGGGGUGCUCGGAGCCAGGGCAGCGGCAGCGAGAGCCCGGCGGGGCUUUGUUGCAGCCCCUUCCCGGCUCGGAUGGGCAAGCAGCGGCUGGGGCACCGCUCCUUCCUCAGCGGCCGGUCCUCUUCUUUUUAAAAACUAAAAGAAAAAUGAUAAUAAAUGAAAAAAAAAAUAAAUAAAAAGGAAAGAAAAGGAGCUAAAGCUGCCCCGACGGCUGUAAAUACGGAGGCGCCGGCCCGUGCCCCCACGCUCGCUGCCAGGGUCCCCGCGCGCACACACGCACACACACGCACUUGCAUGGUUUUGUUCGCUGUCCCCUGCCCCUUCGCAUUUUUGCAAUAACGUUUCUGUUUCUACCUCAUCGGCUAAAUCAAAAAUAUAUAUAUAUUAAAAAAAAAAUAGAAAAAAAAAAGAAUAAAAAAAAAUAGAAAGGAAAAAAAAAAUUGGCACGUCCCUGGAAGUCACGGUUUGUUCGGUGGGGGGGGAAAAAUAAAGGGAGGGAGAUUUAUUUUGCUUUGGUUUCGCUCAAACUGUUCGAUAGCCGUAUGAUUUCACUGUAAAAUAUCCUACGCUUCGACAAUCAAACCAUUGGGGCUCACAGGAGCGGCGGGACCGGCCCGGGGCAGCGGGGGUGCGCGGCGUCCCUGCCCCGCGCCUCCGCCUGUACCGAACUCUGCACUUUCUAAGGCAAGAAUACUUUUUUUUCUCCUUUUUUUUUUUUUUUUUUUUGCUUUGCCUAUUUAAUAGAGAAAUUUGCCUCCGAUUCGUUGUUAUUUUUUUUUUUUUUAAACUAAUGAUUAUUAUUAGUUAAAUUUCGUUUCGCUGUGUGUGUGCUGAAUGAAAUUUGGUGUCUGUGUACGCUGCAGCAUUUCCAAUAAACCAUGCACGUUUUACCUCA